AUGCCGGAGCCCGGGCCCGACGCCCCCGGCACCGCUAGCGCGCAGCCCCCGCCGCCGCCGCCCCCUCCUCCCGCGCCCAAGGAGUCCCCGUUCUCCAUCAAGAACCUGCUCAACGGAGACCACCACCGGCCGCCCCCUAAGCCGCAGCCGCCCCCACGGACGCUCUUCGCACCGGCCUCCGCCGCGGCCGCCGCAGCCGCCGCCGCCGCCGCCGCCGCGGCCAAGGGGGCUCUGGAGGGCGCCGCGGGCUUCGCGCUCUCGCAGGUGGGCGACCUGGCUUUCCCCCGCUUUGAGAUCCCGGCGCAGAGGUUUGCCCUGCCCGCGCACUACCUGGAGCGCUCCCCGGCCUGGUGGUACCCCUACACCCUGACCCCCGCCGGCGGCCACCUCUCGCGACCUGAAGCUUCGGAGAAGGCCCUCCUGCGAGACUCCUCCCCCGCCUCGGGAACCGACCGCGACUCCCCCGAGCCGCUGCUCAAAGCCGACCCCGACCACAAGGAGCUGGACUCCAAGAGCCCGGACGAGAUCAUCCUGGAGGAGAGCGACUCGGAGGAAGGCAAGAAGGAGGGCGAGGCGGCGCCCGGAGCUGCCGGGGCGAGCGUGGGGGCGGCGGCCGCGACGCCCGGCGCCGAGGACUGGAAGAAGGGCGCCGAGAGCCCCGACAAGAAGCCCGCGUGCCGCAAAAAGAAGACGCGCACGGUCUUCUCGCGCAGCCAGGUCUUCCAGCUCGAGUCCACCUUCGACAUGAAGCGCUACCUGAGCAGCUCGGAGCGCGCCGGCCUGGCCGCGUCGCUGCACCUCACCGAGACCCAGGUCAAGAUCUGGUUCCAGAACCGCCGCAACAAGUGGAAGCGGCAGCUGGCGGCCGAGCUGGAGGCGGCCAACCUGAGCCACGCCGCGGCGCAGCGCAUCGUGCGGGUGCCCAUCCUCUACCACGAGAACUCGGCCGCCGAGGGCGCGGCCGCCGCCGCGGGGGCCCCGGUGCCGGUCAGCCAGCCGCUGCUCACCUUCCCGCACCCCGUGUACUACUCGCACCCCGUGGUCUCCUCCGUGCCGCUGCUACGGCCGGUCUGA
Molecule: messenger RNA, 1074 nt
Organism: Canis lupus familiaris (dog)
Lineage: Eukaryota; Metazoa; Chordata; Mammalia; Carnivora; Canidae
Gene: HMX3
Product: H6 family homeobox 3
Exons: 2
Coding region: 1-1074 (357 amino acids)
Biological process (GO): regulation of transcription by RNA polymerase II
Cellular component (GO): nucleus
Molecular function (GO): DNA-binding transcription factor activity, RNA polymerase II-specific; RNA polymerase II transcription regulatory region sequence-specific DNA binding
Source: RefSeq, a predicted model, not a curated record